UCAACUAAUCACAUGACAAGGCAGAGCCACUGCAUCUGCUGCUUUGGAGCUGUCAAAAAUUGUCAACAGCAGACUUAUUGUCGGAUACACUUCAGCAUAUGAACUCUUCUUCGUCUGGAGGGGAAGGAAUCAUGAAGCUAAGGAGGCUAACAUUGUACACAUUGUGACCAGCGGGUUGAAGCUUCAUUAUGCCGCCCUUCACUUUCUGGUAAACAACAAGGCUUCCAGCUCUCAUCAUGGCCUCCAGCUACCCACCCCCCUUCGAGGGCACAGGUGAAGUAAAAGAGGGCUUCCUUUGCCCAUUGUGCCUGAAGGACCUGCAGUCUUUCUACCAACUCCAAGGCCACUAUGAGGAGGAGCACUCAGGGGAUGACCGGCAUGUCCGAGGCCAGCUCAAAAGUUUGGUUCAGAAGGCAAAAAAAGCCAAAGAUAAACUUUUAAAGAGAGAUGGAGAGGACAGGCUCGACACGGGCAGUUAUGAGUCUUUCUACUAUGGUGGAGUGGAUCCUUAUAUGUGGGAGCCUCAGGAACUGGGAGCAACAAGAAGUCACCUGGAUAUCUUUAAGAAACAUCGUGCUGCCAGAAUAGAUCACUAUGUCAUUGAAGUCAACAAGCUCAUCAUUAGACUGGAGAAGUUGACGUCAUUUGACAGAGUCAACUCCGACUCGGCUAAGAUCAGAGCGAUCGAGAAGUCCGUGGUGUCUUGGGUAAAUGACUCUGAUGUCCCGUUCUGCCCCGACUGCGGAAACAAGUUCAACAUCCGCAACAGGCGGCACCACUGUCGCCUCUGUGGCUCCAUCAUGUGCCGAAGAUGCAUGGAGUUCGUCCCCCUACCUUUGGCCCAGAAGCUCAUUUACGGGACUCGGGAGGCUCUGUGUGUCCCUGGAAGUCCCGGCCAGACCCAGACUCUCCCUGCUGGAGGUGGCAGCAGUGGUAUGGGCUCGCGCAGAGGCAGUAUCAGCAGCUUGAGCAGUGUUACCUCAAUGCUGGAGGAAAAGGAUGACGAGAAGAUCCGCUGCUGUCACCACUGUAUGGACACGCUGCUGAAGAAACAGCAAAAGUUAGACGAGAAGGACAACAUUCCAGACAUAGUGAAACUUUAUGAGAGGUUGAUGAUGUGCAUGGUGAAGGUGGAUGAAAAAGCUCCUGACUAUAUUCGAAUGGCUGAAUCUCUAAACGCCGGAGAAACCACGUACAACCUGGACACUGCUGGUGGACUAAGACUGGAGGUGCAGAAAUACUACGAAUUAAUCGAUGCUCUGAGUAAGAAGAUUUUAACACUUGGGCUUAAAGAUGAACCCCCACCCCACCCAAAGGCGCUACAGCUGCAGAAGAUGAUCCGCUACUCUGCUACACUCUUUGUCCAGGAGAAACUGUUGGGACUGAUGUCUUUACCCACUAAGGAGAAAUAUGAAGAGCUGAAAAAAAAGAGGAAACAAGAACAGGAGCGGAGACUCCAGCAAGAGAGACUGGCUGCCCAGGAGGCUCUGAAGAGGAGGCAGGAGGCUGAAAAAAUCUGUUCUCCUGCUAAUGGCGAGCUGCCUCAGGCCCGGAGAGCCCAACGCAUGACCAAAGCCAGCGGUUGGUUGCCCUCCGCAGAGUCCGUCCAUUCACGGAGCGAGCUGGAAGACCCCCUUCUGCAACAGAUCCAGAACAUUCAGUCGUUCCUUCGUCAGGCACGCGAGGCCCAGAAAGCCGACGAGGUAGCCAUGUUGGAGGAGAACCUGCGUCAGCUGCAAGACGAAUAUGACCAGCAGCAGACCUGCAUUGCCAUCGUGCUCUCAGAGAAGCUGGCAAAAGAGGAAAGCUUGCAGCAAGGGGAGCUCCAGCGCCUUGAGGCCCAGGAAAUGGAAGAUAGGAGGCAUUGGGGUUCCACUGUCAGCUCCACCCAGCCCUCCAUCAACUGGGAGCCCUCUUUGGAUAUCAGCCAGGCGGGAGGCUGGAAGGAAGACGAGGGCACGGCAGACGAUAUCUUAACUCCUAUAGCUGAAACAAGUGCCCUUGCUGUCACAGAGCUGCUAACCCUAACAUCCCAAGAGGACUCCCCACCCAGACUGAGGAGCCUGGGAGGUCAUAUAACUCCCCCUGGUGGAGAAACCAAAAGCAGCAGCCCUUUAAACCCAUUUGAAGAAGAGGAGCUUACUCCCACUGAGGAGGACUCUUCUAACCCCUUCUUUGAGGACAUCAAGAGGGAGCGCAGUGGGGUAACAAAUGGUAAGAACGAAUACAACCCGUUCGAAGAAGAUGCAGAUUCAGAGGAGGCGAAACAGCCUGACACUGCUCUGGGGAACCCUUUUGAGGAGGACAACGCAGAUGGGAAUAAUCCUUUCAUGGAGGCUCCUGGGAAUUCGCCCGACGUCUCCACCAACCCUUUUGAUGGGGAGGACGACGACGACUUGCCUGACGUGGACAUGAUAGAAGAAGAGCUGUUGCUGCAGCAGAUCGACAAUAUUAGGGCCUACAUCUUCGACGCAAAGCUCAACGGCCGUCUGGACGAAGUCGAGCUCCUGUCGGAAAACUUGAGAGAGCUGCAGCGCACCCUGCAGGAGCAGAAGAAAAAGAAGCACUGACUCUCAAACACCUGCUUCAAACCAAGUCACUAUAGAUGAGUCAUUAACCCACUAACGUUACUUUGGAUUAGGUUUAUCAAAUACACAGAGAAAUUCUCUUAAUUCAAUUACAUUAGAGUACAAAUGGUUUCCUGAGCUGGAAUCUGCUCCAGCGUGCACAUGGUUUAGCACUGAAAGGUAACGCUCAUUUGUACAGGCAUGCUAAAAACACAAACAUCUGAAUUAAGGUCAAAUCCAGAAGCCAGUCUGAGUUUAAUCUGUGUUCUCUUCAAGAAUUAUUAAGGUUUGAUUUAAAUCUUUUGCAACAAAAAAAAAAAACUUUAACGAUAGAAACUUUAGCAAAGCGUUUUUUUUUUUUUUAUAAGAGCUUUCCUCCAGUUGAAGGAUUAAUUGCACUUUGGAAAACACUUUUGGAUCAAAGAUGAACACUUUUGAAGUUUUAGUAAGUACUAAAAAAUUUCCACAAUGUUAACCAACUGCAACUUCCAUAACUAUUUACACUACAAUGUGAUUAUCACUAGAACAAAGUAUUUGCUAACUAGGUAAUAAAUAUGUGAACAAAGUUUUGUUUUUGAAUAAAGCUCUGAUCAAAAUGUAGGUGUUCAUGUUCAAAGUGGAUUCAAACACUUGACUUCAGCACUCAGCCCCGCCCCCUAAGAGAAAUUCCAAUGAAUGUAACUUUGGCGUCACGUGUAAUUUCUUUUCUCUUUUUUUUGAUAAAUACAACUAAAUUUAAAAACUUAAAAACCUUGAUGGCUAACAUGAAGAGACUAAAAGGUUUAAAUGGAUUCAUUUUGGAUUUGUUUCCAUCAUUUAAAGUCUCGUUUGUAAGCAUAAAAAUGCAUGUGAUUCCACUGAGAGCCAAGAAACUGUUGGUGUUUGUGCAAGCACACAGGUCUGCAAAUGGCCAUCACAUUUUUAAGUGUCUUAAAGUAGUCCUCUUGGUUUUUUUUAAUGUGCAGGUUGAACACAUCUGUUAAAAAAUGUCAUUCUGGCUGUGUGUUGUCAGUUCUGAUGUUUUUGUGAUGUAUCUGUUCAAUGGUUAAUGGAAUACAUUCAAAGAGCAGCUCAGUUACUGGGUAAACAUUGACAUGCUCAAUUCAAGAAGAACCCAUUCAUAUUUGAGUCUAACUGUUCAAAUGAUGAACAGCUUCAACCUUUUUCCAGCUGAUAAAUACUAACACUACAUGAAUGCCAGCAAGUAUUUUGGAUCAGUGCUGCUCACUCUAACCGAACUCAAAUUUUUUUUUUAUGUCAGUUCAGUCCACCGGUGUUAAGAAACCGACAUGAUAGCAUCUUCCUGCUCUGCUCUUUCGAGGCAUCUACCACACGCAAAUUAAGUGGAAUUUGAUAUGAUUUAGUGAGUUUCUCAGCAAGCUUUUUCAGUAUUUGUUAGUUUAUUUUAGUUAUGGAAAUGGCAUCUCUGCGUUUAAGAUUGUCUGCACAAUAACCAUCUGAUGUUCAUCUUUAGAAAUUGUCAUCCUGGCACUAAUAAAAACAAUAUUGUCAAUGA
Molecule: messenger RNA, 4083 nt
Organism: Oryzias latipes (Japanese medaka)
Lineage: Eukaryota; Metazoa; Chordata; Actinopteri; Beloniformes; Adrianichthyidae
Gene: rbsn
Product: rabenosyn, RAB effector
Molecular function (GO): metal ion binding
Source: RefSeq, a predicted model, not a curated record